AUAAUGACAUCACAUGACAAUCGGUCGUACUUUUAGUUAGUUAUGCACUUCUUCUUACCUUUACUGCCGUCGUUCAGUCAGAUUAGUGGAAGGUAGUGCAUGGUUAUAACAGCGAUGCUGUAGCUAACGAUUAAUAAAAAAAACUUGAAGAGUAGCCAAAGCCAAUUUCUUGGACGAAGGAAAGGGAAAGGAUGGAACGAAGUAGUGUUCUUUUGGAGGUCGUCAUAUUAUUCUUCAAUCUUGCGUUUCAUAAUAAUCACGCUACGCGAUACAAUAGUCGAUGAACUUGUUGGUUGGACUCGUCAGUUAGCAAAUACAUAUCUGCUCGUUUUCCUUUAUAACUUGUAGUACAAUUCAUCCAGGUGUAGCCUCAACAAUGUUGUCCGUUGUCCCACAAAUGCAUAGUGUCGUAAUGGCUGUUUGCCUGGAUAACAUUAAAAAUAAGUGAAAAAAUCAAAUAUAGUUCGACAAUGAAAAAGUGUGUGCAUUAUUGUGCUGAAAUAUCAGAAAGAACUAAUAGCUAGGUGUCCAGGGCUAAGAAUAAUGAAUCAUCUUCCGAAAGUGGUAUUAUUUUUAAGUUUACAAAUUGCUGCGAAUGGAGUUGAAUAUGGACCUUCAAUUUCAUCGUUGACUGGAGUAUUUGUAAACUGGAGGGGACCGGAUCUACUCGCAAUAGAAAGUGGUAGGAAAGUGCGACUCAGCAACUAUCCUGGGCUCUCUGCCACACUUCCUCUCAUUUCUGGGUAUUCUUCAGCGACAUCAGAGCAGAUUUUUAAAGAACGUGGAAUUUCCACUGUGGGGGAAUUUGUGGUACAGGCCCCUAAGGGAUAUGGCAUAAUUGCGGUAAUUCAGGAACUGAAGCUUAGAAAAACUACUCGAGAACGGGGUAACCCGAAUGCUACUGUCUCAUGCAGUGAUUACAUUCAGAUUGGUGCCACGGGGGCUGGCGACGGUGGGAAAGUUGCAGCUCCCGAAAAAAUAUGCGGAACUGUGCUGAGGGAUGACGUUAAUCUCAAACCUUCAGGAUUACUAGGUCCAAGAAGUUUUCAAACUCCAACAGGCCAAGUUACUGUCACAUUUAAUCACGCUUACGUCACGGAACUAGUGUACUCGCUUUUAGGAUCUAAACAGAAACACAUUCUGAAAGCCGAGUUAACAUUUACUGCUUAUAAAGAUUGUUCGGAAGACGGUGGUGAAACGAAUUCGACUUCGUCUUCAGAUAAUGCACAAGAAACAUAUCAAAGUUGUAGUGACUAUAAACUCAGUUCAAACCUGACAUGCAUAAGCUCAAAGUUGACCUGUGAUGAUGUGUAUAAUUGUGGUGGGGAUAGUGAGACAUUGGGGUCUGACGAUAAUUCGGAGUCAUGUCCUGAUCGACCAGUGAGGACGACAACUGAAGCUGUGAUUUCUCCCGAGGAUAAUAUCGACGCUGAAGAAAAGCAGGGAUUAUCUGAUUUGUCAACUUAUUUAGGAAUUCCUUCCCUCUCUUCAUACACCCCAAGAAGUUAUGAGAGGAAAUUUCGUCCUUCGUAUGUUUCCGGUUCAUCCGGAUCUGGCUUCCUUUCCGACUAUGCAGCAAAUAAUAAGCGACAGUUUGAGAGGAGCUCGACCACAACGAUACAACCUAGUCCCUUGGGGGGUUCCAUCGAAAUUAAUGUGGUUGGGCCCACUCGAGAGACGAAAACAUCAAACAUUCUCAUCAAUGCUCAAGAUACACCUAGUUCUGAGUUUGAUAGUGAAAUUUACAGUAGAAGAGAACUGGCUCAUGCCAUCAAUUCUGUGAUAUAUGGGGUCGCUGUUUUCAUCAUUUUCACAAUUUUCAUAACAGUGUUCGUUGUCUGCUUAACCAAGAAAAUACAGACGACAUGGACUGCACGACAGGUACGACGACAUAGAGCAUCCGUUGUCGAACAGGAGGAAGCGAACAGUCAACGACAUUCUGUACAGAACGUCGGAAUCCGUUCCAGCAUUAUUAAUACCCUUUCACCCCCUGCGAGUGCGGAUGGCAAUGAGAGUCGAAGAGUAUCUGCUGCUGCAUGUGAUCUCGGAGUGUAUAAUCCAGUUGAUGUUAUAAUUGAUGAACUGGACUCGUCGUCGCCAUCGUGUGAUCUUCCCCCAGCUUACGAUUCACUUUUCCCAACUGACAGAACUUGACUCCGAUGAUGUCGUCAUUUCAUUAAAAUGUGUAUAAUUCCAGUCCAGAUUGUGGGAUUUCCCACCAACCAAACGAUGAUGAGUGUGUGUCCAAUGCAGCUAAAAAAAAUCAGUUUUUAAUUUAUUCCAACCAUAAGACAGUGAGUAUAAGGAACUGUUGUGCACAUAAUGGACCGGUCUGACUAGGUUGUUGCAGGAAUUACAAAAGGAUGAUGAUGACGACGAUGACAUGAAACCAUCAAAUGAUGGUCGAGUAAAUUGCAUUGAGAACAUUGAGACCUGAAUGAAAUGGAUAAAUUGCAGUUCUCACUCAAGGUCUCUGCCAAGGGUGGAAAACUUGUCUGACGAAAGUACGCGUAGCAAAUGCCAUAAUAUCGCAUUGGAUUGGCAGGAACUCUGCAUGAAAAAUUCACAAGAAGAUUUCGCGAUCGUGUUCACAAGGAUCACAGGAACGAAAAGUACUACUGUGUGUUAUUAAACUGUAUCAGUGCGGUAUCCACGUUCUCCUUAUCCAUCCAUAUUCAGGAUCACAACCACAUCAUUAUUGACAAACCAAAAUUUUGGUUGUUGUAAACUUACUCAGACUAACAAAUGCUUCCUACCAUUUUUUCUUCAAUGAGGCAACCUGAUUUCCUGUUUCUUCACAAGCAAGGCAACAUCUCAAAAUCUUUUGUUUUUGUGAUUUGACCCGAUUGAUACGAGUCCAGCAUCCUUUAUUUUACUAAUUGUGUAUUAAUUUUAAUUUAGAUGUUUAAUUUAUUUAUUGUAGCCUAAAAUAAAUCCAUAUAUUUGUUCAUUAAUAUGAGAAGUAUGAGAAGUUGUUGAACAUAACCUUAUUGUGAUAUAACCUACAGAGAAGGUCAAUUAUCGUUAGGCACUUAUUAUUUCAUAUCAAUCAGGUUAUGAAAUAAAUUAUCAGCAGUAGCAAAUGCUUGUAGUAGGAUUACUUAUUGUGAGGCUAGCAUGAACUGAUGUUCAAAUAUUUUUAUCAAACCUUAGAAAACUGUAAGGUUAACAAUAAUUCGUGAUGGAAUGACAAUACGCAAAAUAAAUAAAAUGAAAGUCAAA
This is a messenger RNA of Folsomia candida, 3222 nucleotides long. RefSeq lists its product as uncharacterized. Bases 544 to 2154 code for a protein of 536 amino acids. NCBI's taxonomy places the organism in Eukaryota, Metazoa, Arthropoda, Collembola, Entomobryomorpha, Isotomidae. The transcript is spliced from 4 exons. The record is from RefSeq and is a predicted model, not a curated record.